This is a messenger RNA of Kluyveromyces lactis, 1989 nucleotides long. RefSeq names its product Noc3p (gene NOC3). The coding region runs from base 1 to 1989 and encodes 662 amino acids. Gene Ontology annotation, molecular function: chromatin binding. Gene Ontology annotation, cellular component: nucleolus. The record is from RefSeq and is a predicted model, not a curated record. Lineage: Eukaryota; Fungi; Ascomycota; Saccharomycetes; Saccharomycetales; Saccharomycetaceae. Gene Ontology annotation, biological process: DNA replication initiation. The transcript has a single exon.
AUGGGUAGAAAAAGAUCGCAAAAGGAGAUUCAAGAAAGGCUUGCGAAGAGAAGAAAAGAUGCCGAUGCCCUUCUUGAGACUGGCUUGUUCCAGACUGAGGAUGUUGAAGUAGACGAUAGAAUGCCUUCAAAAUCCUCCUGGGAUGACGAUGAGCAAGAUUACGAACUUAAACCUAGAACUCUCAAAGGUCAAGAUGAUGAAGACGCCGUAGAAGGUUUACCUAUCAAGAGAAAUGGUAAAGUGGAAAGGAAUAUCAUCAAAUCUCAAAGGAAUGACGUCCGGAAAUCUAAGGAAGAUGAAGCAGACAAUGAAUCAAAUGACGAGGAGGAAAAUUCGAAGGAUGGAGCUGCGUCGUCAGGAGAGGAAGAAGAUGAUAACGAGGUACCAGACACUGAAGAAACAAUUAUAGAAUUAAAAGAGACAAUUGCAGAAUUAGUUGAAAGAAUUAUGGAAGAAGCCGAAGAAAAUACGGCAGCAUUGACACGUCUACGUAAAAUGGCAGGCUCUAAAAAUCCGAAUACUGCCAAGUUCUCGAUAUUAGCAUUGGUCACCGUUUUUAAAAGCAUAAUUCCGGGCUAUAGAAUUAGACCACUAACAGAACUUGAAAAGAAAGAAAAGGUAACCAAAGAAGUGGCAAGAUUAAGAAGCUUUGAAGAAAAUCUUGUCUUUAAUUACAAGGCUUAUGUUGAUCUUUUGGCUCGCCUUUCUCGUACACCCAACAAUGACACUCCAAUAAAUGUUAAUUUGGGCAAUAUAGCCACCAACGCUGCAAUCGAGUUAACAUCUAGUUCAAUGCAUUUUAACUUUAGAUCUGAGUUGUUGACUAUAUUAAUCAGAAGGAUAUCAAAACCAAACCCAUCGAUUGAUCCUUUCUAUCAUAAAGCUAUAAAAACAAUUGAAGGGAUUUUGAAUGAAGAUGAAGAAGGUAACGUAUCAGUUGAGGUGAUCAGACUUUUAUCUAAAGUUCUUAAAACAAGAAAUUAUAACGUUGAUGAAUCGGUUAUUAAUGUACUUCUUUCUUUAGAUAUCCUUCAUGACUACGACCCGAACACUAAAACAGAGGAAGAGUUCAAAAUGAAGCUAAGGAAGAAGGAUAGGGUACAUCUUUCUAAGAAAGAAAAGAAAGCUCGGAAGGAAAGAAAAUUAAUAGAAGAAGAAAUGAGAGCUGCUGAACAAGCUGUCUCUGCAGAAGAAAGAGAAAGGAAUCAAGCAGAAAUUUUGAAACUGACUUUGGCGCUUUAUUUGAACAUUUUGAGAUCCGAUAUCACCAAACUAGUUGGUUCUGUAUUGGAAGGUCUAGCGAAGUUUGGGCACAUGGCUAACUUUGAUCUUUUGGGUGAUUUCUUGGUUGUCAUGAAGGAACUCAUAGCUAAUGCAGAGCUUGACAACCUAUCAUCUUCUGAGGUGCGUAAGGUAUUGCUUUGUAUCGUCACAGCCUUUUCCCUAGUUUCCAAUCAUACUCAUAUGAAAUUAUCAAUGGAUCUAUCAUCAUUUGUCGACGCGCUAUUCACAGUACUACCGUAUCUAUCGUUCGAUGCUGAUAUUGAAUUCUCACACAAAUCGCUAAGGUUGGCCGACCCCUUGAAUAAUGAACUCGUCAAACCAUCAGUUAACGUAUCAACAAAAGCAGAGUUAUUGUUGAAAGCCCUUGAUCAUGUCUUUUUCAGAUCAAAAUCUGGCACUAAACAAAGAGCUGCUGCGUUCACAAAGAGAAUUUACAUGGCUUUGCUGCACACUCCAGAAAAAACAUCAAUUGCACUGCUGAAGUUUUUGGAUAAACUAACUACCAAAUAUCCAGAAGUACUGGGUUUAUACUCUACAGACGAUAGAAUUGGAAAUGGGGAGUUCCGCAUCGACACAGACUUACCAAGUAGAAGUAAUGCAGAAGCAGCAACUAUAUGGGAAAAUAGCCUUCUUGUCAAGCAUUACAGUCCUUCUGUUGUAAAAGGUGUAAGAUCAUUAUUCCAUAAAUCUCAAGAACAUAAAUAG